AUGGCGGGAGGAAUAGGGUUGGGAGACACGACGUACACGAAGGUGUUUGUGGGAGGCUUGGCUUGGGAGACGCACAAGGAGACGAUGAAGAAGCACUUUGAGCAGUUUGGGGAGAUUUUGGAAGCUGUUGUCAUCACCGACAAGGCUUCCGGCAGAUCCAAGGGCUACGGAUUCGUGACAUUCAGGGAGGCGGAGGCGGCGAGGAGAGCUUGUGUGGACGCUACUCCGGUGAUCGACGGGAGGAGAGCAAAUUGCAACCUUGCAUCCCUUGGUCUUCAAAGAUCCAAACCCUCCACUCCUAAUCAUGGUGGACAAUAUGGAGUCUAUGGAAACGGUGGAGGCGGUGGACUAACCGCAGCAGCCGCUCCUUUUUAUCCUUGCGGUGGUGGUGGUAGUAGCAAUGGCGGUGCGGUUCACUUCUCUCAACCACAACCAUUUUAUCAUCAAUUCUCUUCUUAUACCAACCCUCACCAUUACUCUCCUCCCACCAUUUCUCUUCAACAAGGUUCGUCUUCUCCAAUAUCGAAAAUGAGAUGUGAUCUCGAGUAA
Messenger RNA from Arabis nemorensis, 549 nucleotides. The record is from the annotation of a GenBank genome assembly. NCBI's taxonomy places the organism in Eukaryota, Viridiplantae, Streptophyta, Magnoliopsida, Brassicales, Brassicaceae.